Messenger RNA from Seminavis robusta, 5533 nucleotides. Lineage: Eukaryota; Bacillariophyta; Bacillariophyceae; Naviculales; Naviculaceae. The record is from the annotation of a GenBank genome assembly.
CUUGUCCAUCCUUGUUGAAAGAUCCAGCUCCAAAGUCAGGGUCCAAGUAAUUGAAGAUUUCAAUAUUUCCAGUGACAGAGAGGGGACCCAAGGGCAGAGUGCUCUUGGCGACAGUUGCAGCCUUGGCAGCUGCUUUACUACUGCCAUUAUCGCUUCGACCACUGGGCAUUUGCUGUGCGCCUUUCCGUAGCUUUUUGCUCUUGGGUCUGGCGGCGUAGUUUUCAUCAUCUUCAUCACUGCUGUCCACCAAACCGUCCGAUUCUCCAACUUCUUCAUAGGAAGGUCUAACGCGUUUGGGGGUUCGUACACUCGUUCUAGGUUGGCCCGAUGCGAGGUCGUCUUCGUCAUCCUCCAAGAAGGCAUCUUCUUCAUCUUGGACGGCCUUUCGCUGAGGUCUAGGUGCCGGGGGUGGCGGCGCCUGAGGCACGGACUCCUCGGUUUCUUCUGGGAUGGUUUCCAUGGCUUCUGCUGUUCUUUUCUUUGGAAUGACGGGAGCGGGAGCCUGCGUAAUUCCCCCAGUAUUCAUUGGUACAUUCUUCAGUUUGAUUCUGACAAUGUAAGGGUAUUCCGAAAUGAUGGAAAUGCGCUUCUUUUUUGGAGGUUUUAGUUGCAGUUGUUGCUGUGGUGGCUCUUCCUGUGACGGAUGCUUUUGUUUGGGUGCAUCACGAGCAUGGUGAUGAUGCUGCGGCGGGUAUGGAUGUUUGGGCGGAGGACCUCCGCUACUGGGCCUCCUAUGCUGUUGAGCUUGAUGAUGAUGAGAGCUUCCAUGUCCCAUACUAGCAGUGCGUUCAUGAGGCUUUCGUCUUGGGAUGGUCAUGUUUUCCAAGGACCCAGUGGAGGGCCGUCGCGGCACUUGCGACGAUGUCAGCGACGCUGAUGUCAAGGAAGAGGUGGAUUCUUGCCUUGGAGGACGAGGCCGUCGUGGGAUCGCCGCCAUCAUGAGGGAAUCCACAUUAUUGUCGUCUUCCUUCUUGCCACCAUUGCCGCUGUUGUCCAUGUUGAUUUGUACUAUAGUCGGAUCAAUCAACUGACUGACCGACCACAGACACAAUAUGGAUAGAAGUCGAUUCUCCAGGCGUAUCACAGAGUGGCCCAAUAAGUCCAAAGAGAAGACGAUAAUACGACAAUAGCUUUGCCGCCGCCAAUAAUAGUGAUCUCAAAGGAAGGAUCGGUUGUGGUUGUGGGAACAGUCAAUCUCCUUUGAAGACAAGUCCAGCAUGCAAGUGCAGACGUGCGGAUCAUGCGCGGAAACACGGUGUGCUCACUGCGUAGAGUGGAUUGUGCUUGGCGAGGAGUUGCAUGGGUGGCCGCUGCGCCAAGAAGAAGUCGCCAGUCCGAGGAAAGAUCGAGCAUCGAACGCCAUGGUCAAGGGUUGACAUCCAGCAGAGCUGUAAGAACAUUGAGUCUUUAGUUAAGGUUGAGGCUUGACUCGAUUCGGCUCUGGUUUUGGCGCCAUCGUAACAGAGACACAAACAGAAAACAUUGAAAGCUACAGCGACAUAAGGUAUUCUUAGAUUAGCUCAUGGCAGUGUCAAGCUUUCCUGUGGUAUCGGUAUCGAUCGACGUAGUUGCUCCCUAGCUUGUGCAGCAACGACGGGAAAGAGCCGCUUUGCACGAGGAGGAAGCGCUGUUUUUUCCAAGGCAACAAGUUUUGACGUACCCAACGGUUUUGUCCACGGCACCAUCAUCGACAACAAUUGUCUUGUCCUCACAUCCAGAUGGCGGGCCAUGGAAUUGCCCGUGUUCAACUGAAUCGGGAUAAAGGCCCUCGUGGGAAACCCAAGAAAGCGGACACAUCGGCUGAUUUUGUAGAACCAGGCGGGCAGUUGGCAAAUCUGCCUACCGAUCUCAAUGAAAUUGGUCCUGCCAAAGAUGACGGAGGCCGCAAGGCUAAGGCAAUUCGCAAGGGCAAAAACAACAGGCACUGUACCGGUAGACAGCCAGCAAAAGGUGACCAGACAAGCAGAGUUCCAAAGAAGCAAGCUCCAUUAAGAAAUGCCCUGAUGCAAUCCAAUAAUCCAUUGGAUCAAGCCAAGGAACGCCAGAGCCGUCCAAGACAACAUGAAAGACCACGAAAUUCCUCUUCUUCACAAAAGAAUUUCAGCCAAAGCAGGGAACGACGAACUGGUGGUUUGUUGGAUUCACUGAAGAAGGGUCCCCGCGGGAAGGAUAUGCCAGAUGUUGCCGAAAUUCUUACCAACCUUACAGUGCCCGAGUCUGAGUCCGAGACUGAUCAAGAGAAUGCAAGGAAGAAACAAAAACAAUCCAAGCCCAACAAAUCAUCCAGGCGCUCAUAUAUACAACAUCAGGAAGGUAGAGGCAGAGAGAAGGAACGAGGGGGAUCAAGCCAAAAACCGGCGCCUCGACAGAACAAUAGGAAACGAAGCAAAUCCAGUGAUGGCUUUCUUGACAGCCAGCACGAGGGAGACCAGUCUUCCCGACGACAGUCUGCAUUUGACAAUCUCGGAUCAACCCAAAAGCGACGCAAGAGUUCAGGGUCUGUACUUGACGAAGAUCCCAUCCAAGAAUAUGUGGAAGAUGAAGUAUACGAGCCUCCAAAACAACCAGCAACUAAAUUCGGAUUGUUUCAAGAUUCCCACAACGUGCGAGAAUCCGACCAAGACGAGUCCGAGGAGACACGGAGCGCUUUCUCGAAAACCCAAAUCCAAAAAGGAUCACGAACCAAGUCUAGAGUGGCGUCGCAAGCUGCGAAGUCGCAGACUUAUUGGUGCGAAAGUCGGAAUGCGACCCAACCAUCCGCUAGCAAGAAAACAAAUCAAAACACUCGGCGACAAUCUACGACGCCAAAGGACACCACUCGGCGCUCUUCCCGCCUUGCAGACGAAGCGGAAGGCUCGGAAGAAUCCCAUAAACGUUCGUCGCGCAGAGAGCCUUCCAAAACUCCAGAUCCCAGCGCAAACGAUGAGCAAACAAAGAAGCCGUUUCGUCUCACCGGUGGUAAGGUCGGAGGAACAGCUAAUAAGCGAAAGCGGAAAUCAGCAACUCCCAUCAGUAUAGGCGCCACUUUCAGCAAAGCGAAACAAACUGAGAAGUCUCUUCGUUCCAGCGAAUCCAAACAGAAAGGGAGGCAUCCACCAGCUACUGUCGACUUGCCUGACAACAGGCGUGAAACUAGAGCAGCCACAAGGCAACGAAAGAAGAAACCUGGGAAGCAAGUUGUGAUACACCUGACAGAUUCGGACGAAGACGAUGACGAGCCAGUCGAAGCUCAUGAUGUACAAAAGGACGUCGAGUGUAUCGCUGUGGGGACCAAAUUGUUUGAGAAAGACUGUAGAAUCGAAGUUUCGAACGAGCUCGUGCUGGCUUUAAAAGGAAGAAAGAGAAAGGUCAAAAAGAAAGACGGCGAUGACCUGAUAACCUGUAUCGACCUGAACGGGAAGGAUCUCAAAUGCCUAAAGUUCUUUUCCCGCGAGGAGUCUCUUGAGUCGAAUCUCGAGCCGUUCUUGGCGUUGCAGGUGGCCCCAAACGAUCAAAACAAGCUUGGACGGUUUGGCGGAUACGGGUACAACUCAAAAGACAAGCGGCAGAAUUACAUUGUCAUUCAAUUUCGCUCAAACGAUGAUCUUGAAGCAGUUCUUGGAGUGAUGGGUAGUACACAUCCUUUUGUCCAAGAAGCGCAGCUGUCCAGUGAAGAAGCCGAGCAUUACUGCGCCGCCAUCUUGAAUGGUAAAGGCUUCCGGAGAGGAAAAGUCACUGAUGCUUUCAUAGGCAACAGAUCGGAAGACGAUGUGCUUUUGGUUUAUCCCUUUGCUGGUGAUGCCGAUGAAAUCGAGCACUGUGCCAGUGAGCUGCAAGAAGCAAGUGGAGAGCUGUUCUCUGAAAAUCCUGCCUGUGCGGCCACACCAGUUGACGAUGGCAAGGUGUCGUCUUCUCCUGAAGCCACUGAUCUCCGUCGUCACAAAUUGACUGUCCGAGUUCGUGAUGUUGAGCGACUCAAUCCUGGGGUGUUCCUCAACGACACAUUGAUUGACUUUUGGAUCCAGUGGAUUACUAGAAAGGCACAUCAAGACCCAUCGGGCGACAUGGUGCAUUGCUUCUCAUCGCAUUUCUUCACCACUUUGGAUGACGAGGGUCCAGAUGCUGUGACAAAAUGGACAGCACGAAGAAACAUCGACAUCUUUAAAAAGAAAUUCAUCUUUAUUCCAAUCAAUGAGGCAUUGCACUGGUCUCUCUGCGUGGUCGUCAAUCCUGGCUCUGUUCUUGAAGAGGCCGAUGAUCAGCCCAUGGCUUGUAUGAUUUUCUUAGACUCCCUCAAAGCCCACAGUAAGAGUAAGGUGUCCAAAACGGUGCGCAAGUGGCUAACUUCCGAAUGGAAGAGACUAAAGCCCGACAGUGAUAACAAGGAUCCAUUCCUAAAGCUAAAGCGCUUUCCUUUGCUCAGCCCAGAGAUUCCCUAUCAGAACAACAGCUGGGAUUGCGGUGUCUUCGUUUGCCGAUACGCAUACUCAAUGUACGCCCUCAGGGGCCAACCCUUCAAUCGCGGCAAUCAAUGGUUUGCAAAGAAUUUGAUUGAUAAUGAAUACACAAAAUGCUUCAGCUUUCGAAUGGGUGACAUUGCCAGGCUACGGUUGGAUAUCUUGAAGCUCGUUGGGAAUCUUUCCGGAAUCUAUCUUCGGUGGAAGAAGCUAGAAGAAGAACAGGACAAGGUCGCGUCGCGGGCUCUCAAGGCCAAGACAGAGGGAGCAUCAGAACAGGGUGAAGCGGCAAUUGACAAAGCGGAGGCAACCACGGAAGACGAUUGCCCAGUUCCUACUUGUGUCACAGCGCAUCCAGGAAGAACCGACCCGUCAAUCGACGAAGACAGCGCUGUUGUCACAGAGUCUAGCCACUUGCCCGUAGGGGUGGAGGCGGAUUUACAUGCACACGAACAUGGAACAGACAUGAUGCCAUCAUUCAACGCGGAUGGUGCAACGGAUGACGUCAAGGAUCCUGAGUUCAAUGCACGGGAAAGUGGCACCGUCGCCAGCAGCCAUCCUGGCAGCCACCCUGGCAGCCACCACAUCACUGCGGACAUGGACUUUUCCGAGUACGUCGACGGCGUAGCGAUACAUCACGAUAUUUCAGCAGCAGCUGUGGAGGAAACUGCGACCAGGGAAAGGCUAUUGAAAGGGCACCCAGGACGGGAGUUUUCACGCACCGAUGCAACGGGAGAGUCCAACGACGAAGAUGGAAGCGAAAAGGAGAACGCGACUGGAUUUUCGGAUCUUGCACCAUGUGAUCACGAUGAUGUCUACCGCAGACUUCAUGAUGAAAAGAAUCAAUCUCCUGGACGUACCGGCAGUAGUGUUCAGUGCGAGAGCAGAUCGCCGGGAAAGCUCUCAGAAGGGGACACGUUUGAGUUUUGAGUGACUAUUGACUUAUUGUUGCGUUGUCUCAAUGGUGUUGGCUCCCCAAGUGGCGGGCGACCACAGCUUGCCUCUCUGGCUCGCCAGCAAGCUAGCUCCUAGUCAGUAACUACUAGUUCUGGUGGCACAAUACUACCGUACCGGUACCCAAUACUAUCAAGCCAGGU